UCACCCAGGUGCAGAGCAAGCUUGAAAGAGACAACGGAAGGAGUUUCCUGGACUGUGUUGUCGCUCAACGGCUCGCACCAACCACUGCGCAGUUUGCCGUCGGGCCCGCCUCUUUGGGGGCGUAUCCCUAGUGAGUGAUAGACAGAGCCGCCCGGCCCUGCUCAACCCAGCCCACGUUGCUGCUUACAUUGAAAUGCAGAACUCAAGCCUCUUUCAUCCCGGCACAGACUUCCUUUUACUCCUUCCUUUUGCACUCUCGCCGCCUCCUCUUGGGGAGAAGCGGAGUCAACGUCGGCCCGGGACAACAAUAGGCCGGUCCACUGAGGCCGUGCGAAAAGUUUCUUUCUGGGAGAACGGACUAGGGGUCCGGUGUGUGUACUGCUCGGAGCAAUGGAGCCAGCCUUCGGGGAGGUGAACCAGCUGGGAGGAGUAUUUGUGAACGGCAGGCCACUGCCCAACGCCAUCCGGCUUCGCAUCGUGGAACUGGCCCAACUGGGCAUUCGACCGUGUGACAUCAGCCGCCAGCUACGGGUCUCGCACGGCUGCGUCAGCAAGAUCUUGGCGCGCUACAAUGAGACGGGCUCGAUCUUGCCUGGGGCCAUCGGGGGCAGCAAGCCCCGGGUCACCACCCCCACUGUGGUGAAACACAUCCGGACCUACAAGCAGAGGGACCCCGGCAUAUUCGCCUGGGAGAUUAGGGACCGCCUGCUGGCGGAUGGCGUGUGCGACAAGUACAACGUGCCCUCGGUGAGCUCCAUCAGCCGCAUCCUGCGCAAUAAGAUUGGCAAUUUGGCCCAACAGGGUCACUACGACUCGUACAAGCAGCACCAGCCGGCACCACAGCCCGCGCUGCCCUACAACCACAUCUACUCGUAUCCUAGCCCCAUCACGGCGGCGGCCGCCAAGGUACCCACGCCGCCCGGGGUGCCCGCCAUCCCUGGCUCGGUGGCCAUGCCACGCACCUGGCCCUCUUCGCACUCCGUUACUGACAUCCUGGGCAUCCGCUCCAUUACCGACCAAGUGAGCGACAGCUCCCCCUACCACAGCCCCAAGGUGGAGGAGUGGAGCAGUCUGGGCCGUAACAACUUCCCUGCCGCUGCGCCGCACGCGGUGAACGGGCUGGAGAAGGGAGCUUUGGAGCAGGAAGCCAAGUACGGUCAGGCACCAAAUGGCCUCCCAGCUGUGAGCAGUUUUGUGUCAGCGUCCAGCAUGGCUCCUUACCCUACCCCGGCUCAAGUGUCACCUUAUAUGACCUACAGCGCUGCUCCUUCUGGUUAUGUUGCUGGACAUGGGUGGCAACAUGCCAGCGGCACCCCGCUUUCCCCUCACAACUGUGACAUUCCCGCAUCGCUGGCGUUCAAGGGAAUGCAGGCAGCCAGAGAAGGUAGUCACUCUGUUGUGGCUUCUGCACUCUGAUGGGGAAUUCCGUCUCCAGCAGCUUUACCAGGUCUCCCCCCUCAGCACAUCCUCCCCUCUUCCUAGGCCUCAGACCCCAAGCCUUCUGUCCCCAGCCUUCCUGCCUCCAGAGCUGGCUUUACAGACUCACAUCCAUUGUGCUGAUGACAUUUAACUAUUUCUUGCCAUAACUUCUCUCUCACAGAAAACCUGACCUGACCUUCAGGAUUUUAAAGCAAAAGCUACGUUAAGAAUUGACUGAGACAUUUGGGUUGCCCACACACUGUUUUUACGUAGUGAAGAAACCUGCACCCUCAAAGGGCUUAAAGAACUUUUAAAAACUAGUCUUUGGUAAAACCACACAUGUAUAUUUAUUCUAAAUCAACAUUAACUUUCGAAAUGUGCAAUUGUUGAGAUUUUGCAAAAUCAAUAAAGGAAAAUACAUAUAGAAAAAA
This is a messenger RNA of Chrysochloris asiatica (Cape golden mole), 1850 nucleotides long. It is a transcript of the gene PAX9, whose product is annotated as paired box 9. The record is from RefSeq and is a predicted model, not a curated record. Gene Ontology annotation, biological process: regulation of transcription by RNA polymerase II; anatomical structure development. NCBI's taxonomy places the organism in Eukaryota, Metazoa, Chordata, Mammalia, Afrosoricida, Chrysochloridae. The transcript has 4 exons. The coding region runs from base 391 to 1416 and encodes 341 amino acids. Gene Ontology annotation, molecular function: DNA-binding transcription factor activity, RNA polymerase II-specific; RNA polymerase II cis-regulatory region sequence-specific DNA binding.